This is a messenger RNA of Clavispora lusitaniae ATCC 42720, 576 nucleotides long. RefSeq names its product frequenin (gene ncs1). The record is from RefSeq and is a predicted model, not a curated record. Lineage: Eukaryota; Fungi; Ascomycota; Pichiomycetes; Serinales; Metschnikowiaceae. Gene Ontology annotation, molecular function: calcium ion binding. Gene Ontology annotation, cellular component: intracellular membrane-bounded organelle; membrane; cytosol.
AUGGGUAAAGCCGUGUCUAAAUUAUCCAAGGAUGAGAUAAAGCAACUUCGUGACCGCACGGUUUUCGACAAGAGAGAGCUUCAGCAAUGGUACAAAGGCUUUCUACGUGAUUGUCCUUCUGGCCAGCUUUCAGAAGAGGAGUUUGCCAAAGUGUUCAAACAGUUUUUUCCAUUUGGCGAUCCUUCCGACUAUUGUCACUAUCUUUUUCGUUGCUUCGAUACCGACAACUCCAAGUACAUUGACUUCAAGGAAUUUAUUAUUGUUCUUUCACAGACGGCACGAGGUGACACGAAUCAAAAACUCGAUUUCACAUUUCGCUUGUACGACUUUGAUAGAGACGGCAAGGUGUAUUAUGAUGAUGUUCUAGCUGUUGUCUCUGCCAUAUAUAAAAUGGUGGAGCCUAUGGUGAAACUAGCACCGGACGAACAGACUCCCCAAUUACGAGCGCAAAAGUUGUUUCUGAUGUUGGGGAAGGACCCACAAACAGAUUAUCUUGUGUGUGACGACUUCAAGAAACUUGUCAAGGUAGACCCGUCAUUGCUACAUUCCUUUGGCUCAUAUGAAGGUUUUGUUUGA